Molecule: messenger RNA, 887 nt
Organism: Medicago truncatula (barrel medic)
Lineage: Eukaryota; Viridiplantae; Streptophyta; Magnoliopsida; Fabales; Fabaceae
Product: PRA1 family protein F2
Exons: 1
Coding region: 112-669 (185 amino acids)
Biological process (GO): vesicle-mediated transport
Cellular component (GO): endoplasmic reticulum; Golgi apparatus
Source: RefSeq, a predicted model, not a curated record
AACUAAUCAAUCAUUCAUUCAUUGAUUUAAUUCAAUUCAAUAGAAGAAACAGUCUCUUCUCAAAAUCAUCAUCGUCUUCAAUCUUCAUCCUCUCCCACUUCAACAACAACGAUGACAAACUACGGUACAAUCCCAACCUCAUCAUCCCCACCUGCAACAAACCUCGAAUUCAUCACACGCGCCAAAGACCGCCUCAAAUCCGGCCUCGGUACUCGCCGUCCAUGGAAACUCCUCGUCAACCUCCGUUCCUUCAACCUCCCAUCCAACUUCCACGACGCUAUCUCCCGUAUCAAAACCAACAUCUCUUUCUUCCAGAUGAACUACGCCAUCAUCCUUCUCAUCAUCCUCUUCCUCAGUCUUCUCUGGCAUCCAAUCUCACUCAUCGUCUUCGUCGUUCUCAUAGCUGCGUGGUUGUUUCUCUACUUUCUUCGCGAUGAACCUAUUGUUAUCUUUGGACGACUCAUCAGUGAUCGUGUUAUUCUUGUGCUUAUGUUGAUUCUCACCGUUGGAUUGCUUUUGCUUACUGGUGCGAUUCUCAAUAUUCUUAUCGCCGUUGCAGUUGGUGUUGUAGUUAUUCUUCUUCAUGCUGCUUUUAGAAACACCAGUGAUCUGUUUCUUGAUGAAGAAGAAGGACAUUCGUUUUCUCCACCUGGUGCUCCUGUUUCUUGAUCCUGUGAUUCUUGUUCGUUUUUAUUUUAUUUUAUUUUAUUUUGUUGUUUCUUCAUAUUUGUCAAUGAUUUUAGGGUUUAUGUUUCUUUUUUUUGGGGUUGUGAAAUUGUGAAGAAGAAAAAUUGUUAGAUCUUUGAAUUGUGUAUUGGUGAAUUUUUUGUUGUUUGUUUGUUAUUAGCUACAUAAAAAAAAUAAACAAUUUUUAUUUUCUUCAUUUA